This is a messenger RNA of Dendrobium catenatum, 3607 nucleotides long. Its product is annotated as ubiquitin carboxyl-terminal hydrolase 12. Lineage: Eukaryota; Viridiplantae; Streptophyta; Magnoliopsida; Asparagales; Orchidaceae. Bases 159 to 950 code for a protein of 263 amino acids. The record is from RefSeq and is a predicted model, not a curated record. The transcript has 7 exons. Gene Ontology annotation, molecular function: protein binding.
AAAAGACUUCAUAAGCUGAAGUCUUCCAAUGAAAAUAUAUUUAUUUUCUUAGAAGAAUGGAGUAUUUAUAAAGGAUUAUCUUAUGUGAUUGGUUAUCAAGUUUCAAGGAGCAAGAAGGGGCAAAAGGUGCCCAAAUUCUCUUUGCAGAGAAGCUCAGAAUGUGGCUUUCAAGACUGUUUUCUGGAAGAAAAGGAGCUCAAUAUCCCAAAACCACAACAGCUCUUCACAACAAAGGAUCUGGAGAUUUGAUAAAGGGAGAGAUGAAAGGUUCAAAGACUUCUGGAGGUUUUACAAGUGAUUUCACAGUUAAAGAUUCAUCUGCCUAUGACUUUCUAUGGACAAUAAAAUCAUUUUCAAAGCUUCCAGCUGACAAUGAAAGCAAGCAAACUUCAGGAAGAUUUGAAGCUAAAGGCUAUUCAUGGAAACUGAUAUUAUAUCCCAAUGGAAAUAUUGUGAAUGGUCAAAUUAGUCUUUAUCUAAUGCUAUCAAGAGCAACUUCACAUCCAACCGAAGCAGUUUUCAAAGUCUCAUAUGAACUAUUCCUUUUUAACCAGAAAACUGGAAGCACCUUGUCACAAAAAGGUGAAAAUCUUGUGCAGGUUCAAGAUGAAAUGGGUUUUCGAAAUUUAAUCGAUCUCAAAGGAUUCAAAGAUUCUUCCAACGGAUACCUUCUGAAUGAAAAUUGCAUGUUUGGGGUCAAGAUCUUCCAGGUUGUUCCCAUUCAGACAAACACUGAAUGCCUACAACCAGUUGAGAAGAUCAGCCAUGAAUAUACAUGGAAAAUUGAGAAUUUCUCAAAAAUAGACAAAAAGAAGAGCCAUGAAAGAAAGUUUACUGCAGGGGACUAUCUAUGGUCUAUUGUUAUUCAUCCAGAAGGGGAUCAAAAAAGCGAUAUCAAGGUCAAGGGAAAGAACAUGUCUUUGUAUCUAUAUUACAAUGGAUCUAUAUAAGACGGACCUCCCACGAAGGUUUCAGCAGAAUUCUCCUUAACUAUCAUUGACCAAAUUGGAGGAAAUCAUAAGAAAAAGACAUAUACUGAAGUGUUCAAAUGUGCUCAUCCUGGUUGGGGUAGGACAGACUUCAUUCCUCAUGAGGAUUUUAAUGAUCCAACACUAGGGUUUAUAGUUAAUGAUACUUGCAUCAUCGAGGCUAAAGUUACUGUCCUUGCAUUGGUGAAAUGAUCUCACUUGUUCGUAUCAAUUGAACAUGAAAAGGUAACGCAAUUACCUACUUAUAAUUGCUUUGUUCAUCCUUGCUUCCGUUAGUUUAUGCUUUGUUGUUGAAAUCCACACACGGUUUGUGAUUUAUGUUUAAAUAAGAACCAGGUUAUACUGGAUUGAUAUGUAAAUGUUCAUUUAAGUAAAGAUGUAUUUGCUCCAAAUAUUUAGGUGCUAUGGCUGGUAUCUAGUAGAUGAUUGGUUUUUUGCAGAAAGAUUAAAAUGUAAAAUAAACCAUUUUGCAAUGCUCAAACGUUUUGCAUUUACUUUUGAAAAAGUCAAGGCAAAAUAACAUUUAUGUAGUUCCGCAUAGCCUUGCCAACUUCAACCAUGUUUCAAGUACAUAGUUUUGGGAUGUCCACUAAUGAUCAUAAAAUCAUGAAGCACAAGACGAUUGCAUGUAAAGGAGUGAGGUUUCAGAAUCAUUAAGAAAAACAGUAUAAAGCAAAACCAUAAAUGGAAUCAAUGACUUAAAUUUUACAGUUCUAAGAUUCAGAUAACAUCAACAACAACAACAACAUGACACCUUUAUCCUACUACGUGGGGUCGGCUAGAUGAAUCAUUUUUACAUUGUGUCAUGUUAAGAGUCAAAUUAUCAUUUAAAUCUAAUAAAGCAAUGUCAUUUCUAAUAUUUUCUAACCCAAUCUUUUUAGGCCUACCACUACCCUUCUUAACAAAGACCAAAUCUACUACAUCUACUCUCCUAACAGAGUCAUCGGAAGGCCAUCGUUUUACAUGACCAAGCCUUUAAGAUUCAGAUAACAUCAAAUUAUCACAGUGACCAAUAUAUCAUGCAAGCCCUUAACAACCCUUAACUUCUCCAUUGCCUUAUAUAGGGAUGUCCCGACAAUAACUCCUAUAUAAGAUCAAGAUUUCAAUGAAAAUAAAACUUAAAAUUUGCCACAAAACACACACACACACAAAUGAAAAAUAUACCUUGAGGUUGUGAUACCAUCACUAUUUCGAGAACAAAAAAAUCCUGAGAACUAGCAUGUGCCUAAGCAAGGCAUUCACUCUCAGGCCUCUCCUCCAACUCCUAAUGACAGCUAUCUAAUGGUACAAGCCAACCUCCCAGACCACCAUUUAUGGAUGAGGUUAUAGUUUUUGAAAAGGAGAUAGGAAUCUAGCCCUUUGGGUAAUUCAUUAUGAGUCCACCCACCAUAAGUCCAAGUUAUGUAACAAGCGCUACACCUUUCAUGCCACAAUAUGCUGAGAUAAACCUAAGCUCAUAUGAAUUACAAAUAAUCUUUAGUACUACUUUACCGAUCAAUCCCACUCCUGGUACUUUUAUUUUAUUUAAAUUAAAAAUUUUAUUCAAACAUUAAUAUCUACAGCUAAUAGGGGUUUAAAAAAGCUCCAUGUGAGCAAAGAGCUUAAGUUCAACUCAAUAAAAGUUUUUGUUCGGGUCAUUUUUAAAGGACGAAUUUAAACUUAAACUCUUUUACAAGACAACUUGAAGAUGAAGAAGAACAAGAGCAAGAAUGAAAAUGUUCAUGAUAGGAUAUGGACAUAUAAGAAGUAUUUAUACAUACAUAUACUUUACAGACUUCUUAAUCAUAAAAUCAAAUCCAUUAAUCCAAAAAUUGGCAGUGUUUGAUGUCCAUCAAGUUGGCUUGUUAAUCUGGCUCAAUAAAAAUGAAUUAAACAUGAACAAUCUUUUUCUUCUUGUUAACAUCCAUGUUCACCCCAAUAGUUAUUACCGAAUAAAGCCAAACAAGAUCUAAAUUCAUUCAAGCUUGGUUCAUUUACACCCUUUUAACAGCUAAAAAAGGGAUUGAUCUCAGUAGUGAUUUAUCAUAAAGUGGCUAUACGAAUUGAAAAUUUGAAACAUUGUUAAGGCAUCUAGGAAAAUAAAAGCUUUAAAUGGGACUAUUAGAGUUUCUCAUAAUAGCUAAUAGCAAUAGCAUCAAAUGGCCAUCGGCAAACAUUAACCAGUGCAAACACUAGAGGUAAACAUAGUACAUACAAAUAUGACAAACAAAAAUACCGAACAUAUACCAUGAAGAUUAAUACCCGCCUAAACAAAUAAUUUUACUACUGCAUAAAGCCAAUGAAUAAGAACAAUGCAUACACUAAUAUGUUCUUGUUGGGAAAUUCCUAAGUUAAGGCGAUUGAAUCUACUCCCAAUCCAAAGGAAUGUUUCUGGCAUGCAACAAAAAAUGACCAUGAGUAAGGAUGGCAUGCCCGCCCAUGGCAGUGUACAAUUUAUUGUCAGAUUUCUUCAAAAUCACAGCCAGAAUUUUGUUUACCUAGUUGAGGACUAAAUUAAAGUAAAAUACAAAAUAAAAUCAUUUUCUUUUAUCGUCAUAACCAUACAAUCAAUUGAGGAUUAGUCCAUAAAAAGAACAAUAAUGUUUUUCAAUAGUGAUUUAAAAGGGAUGAGUGUAGGG